UUGAAAUUUUUCUUGACCGGUUUCUUCCGAAGUGCAUACACUCAGCCAAAACAACUUUUAAAACAUAUAUGGCCAGCCAUAUAACCAGUUGAGAAAUCAUUAAUUUUUCAAUUCAUAAGGCGACCUUAUACAUAUUCGCUUAGCUUUCAAUUUUAUAAGGUAUGCUUAUGACUUUGAUACACAUUGUUUAUGUGAAAAAAUCAUAAUCUUGCCAUAUAAAAUCAAACGUGAAGAUGGCCGUUUCGUACGACGAGUUGACACUCAUCGCUGAUCUUUUCGGAGACGCUCCGGCGGAAUCAGAACGUGUUUUCUCGCAGUUCGGCCUAACUACAGUUGAUUUGGUGACUAUUGGCCAGACGGCAUUCGAAAAGCGCCUCGGAUUGCUUUUCCCGGAAACAAUUUGUUUGUUUUGGGAAGCAAUUGUUCGUUAGACCGGAAUGUAAGAAUAUUAACAAAAUUUGUGAUUUAGGUAAAUGAGUUUUAUAUUCAAUACUUUACAGAACUUAACGAGUGUGACUGUCCAGGAGCAGUUCGAAACAAAUCCAACCCAAGAUCCAGCCUCACCGGAAGAGGGACUUAGUCAGGAUUAUAUUGAGGUAAAGUUCAUUCCGGACCGUGAAACAGGGUCUGAAUUGGUCGAAAGCGAUCCAGACGACGAGGAAGUGAAUCCGGGCGUCUUAGAAAUGAGUUCCUUGGAAGAGCUUAAAACCAUUGCCCAGUUCCACCAUGGUUCUGGGACACUUCAACCAAAGACGUCGCUUCAACGGUCCGCUGAAUUCGACAGCACUGCUGCAGGCAGCCAAGAAGUGAUAGUAGCCAGUACGCCCCAAGCGGCCAGUACGCCCCGAGCGGCCGGCAAGUCCCGAGCGACCUACACAUCCAAGGCAGCUGACACGUCCCAAGCGGCCGGCACGACCCAUACAAACCUCCCGUAA
Messenger RNA from Culex quinquefasciatus (southern house mosquito), 935 nucleotides. RefSeq lists its product as uncharacterized. Lineage: Eukaryota; Metazoa; Arthropoda; Insecta; Diptera; Culicidae. Bases 474 to 935 code for a protein of 153 amino acids. The record is from RefSeq and is a predicted model, not a curated record. The transcript has 3 exons.